AUGUCGUCAAAAGCCAUCCGCGAGUACGACGCCAAGCUUCUCCUUGCGUACUGGUUGGAACGUGCGCCUCCUGUCGCCCCCCACGCCGUGGUCAAGACAAACUUCCAGUACCCCGCCGUCAAGGUCGCCCAGAUCUCCUGGGACCCUGCUACAGACUCCAUCACCCCAGACACAAAGCUCCCCGGAUGGGUCUUCAACACCAAGCUCGUCGCAAAGCCUGAUCAGCUCAUCAAGCGUCGUGGCAAGGCUGGUCUUCUCGCCCUCAACAAGACCUGGGACGAGGCAAAGCCCUGGAUCGCUCAGCGUGCAGGCAAGCCCCAAAAGGUCGAAUCUAUCACCGGGACCCUGAACAACUUUAUUGUUGAGCCUUUCCUCCCCCACCCUUCCAACACUGAGUACUACGUUUGCAUCACCUCCGGCCGCGAGGGCGACUCUAUCCUCUUCACCCACGAAGGUGGUGUUGACAUCGGUGAUGUCGAUGCCAAAGCCCUCGUCCUCAACCUCCCCGUUAACCAGCCUUUCCCCUCCCGCGAGGCUAUCGCCCAGACCCUCCUCACCCACGUCCCCGCCGAGAAGAAGGAUACCCUCGUCGACUUCCUCAUCCGCCUCUACAGCGUCUACGUUGACCUCCACUUUGCCUACCUCGAGAUCAACCCCCUCGUCGUCCUCGAUGCCGUCAACGGAGGCGAACCCCAGGUUUGCUACCUUGACAUGGCCGCCAAGCUCGACCAGACCGCUGAGAGCAUCUGUGGUCCCAAGUGGGCCAUUGCUCGUGAUCUCUCCGUCUACGAGAGAAACGAGGAUGCUGCUGUCAAGACCGCUGCCUCCAAGGGCGCUAAGGUCUCCGCUGACCGUGGCCCCCCUAUGGUCUGGCCCGCACCUUUCGGUCGUGAUUUGACCAAGGAGGAGGCAUACAUCCAGAAACUCGAUGGAUCCACUGGUGCUUCCCUCAAGCUCACCGUCCUCAACGCUGAGGGCCGUAUCUGGACCAUGGUCGCCGGUGGUGGUGCCAGUGUCGUCUACUCUGACGCCAUUGCUGCCCACGGCUUCGCCGACGAGCUCGCCAACUAUGGUGAAUACUCUGGUGCUCCCACUGAAGGUCAAACCUACGAAUACGCCAAGACCAUCAUCGAUCUCAUCACUCGCGGCACCCCCAACCCCAAGGGCAAGAUCCUCAUCAUCGGUGGAGGUAUUGCCAACUUCACCAACGUCGCUGCCACCUUCAAGGGUAUCAUCCGUGCCCUCAAGGAGUUCAAGAACCAGUUGAUCGCUCACCAGGUCAAGAUCUUCGUCCGCCGUGGAGGUCCCAACUACCAGGAGGGUCUCAAGGCCAUGCGCCUCCUCGGAGAGAGCUUGGGUGUCCCCAUCCGUGUCUUCGGCCCCGACACCCACAUCACUGAGAUCGUCCCUCUUGCCCUCGGCAUCGACAUCAGCAAGACCAAGUCGAGCAACGUCGGAAUCAGUGGACUCCACUCUGUGCAGCCCGACACCCCUCCCCCUCAGGUCGCCCCCGCCGGUGAGCCCAACGCCGCUGUCGGUGCCAUCCACGCCGAUGGUGAGCGCACCCAGCCCUCCGACGUCCUCGUCCACUUCGACCCCAAGAACCCCACCGCUCGCCCCGCCUACAGGCCUUUCGAUGCCUCCACCCGCUCCUUCGUCUAUGGUCUGCAACCCCGUGCUAUCCAGGGAAUGCUCGACUUUGACUUCUCCUGCGGACGUGAGACUCCCUCCGUCGCUGCCAUGAUCUACCCCUUCGGUGGACACCACAUCCAAAAGUUCUACUGGGGAACCAAGGAGACUCUCCUCCCCGUCUACACUUCCUUCAAGGAGGCUUGCGCCAAGCACCCCGAAGUCGAUGUCGUCGUCAACUUUGCCAGCUCCCGUAGUGUUUACUCAAGCACUCUCGAGUGCCUCGAGUUCCCCCAGAUCAAAGCUCUCGCUUUGAUCGCUGAGGGUGUCCCUGAGCGUCACGCUCGUGAGAUCCUCUGGAAGGCCCAGGAGAAGGGUGUCCUCAUCAUUGGUCCCGCCACUGUCGGUGGAAUCAAGCCUGGAUGCUUCAGGAUUGGUAACUCUGGAGGAAUGAUGGACAACAUCAUUGCUUCCAAGCUCUACCGCCCUGGUUCCGUCGGAUACGUCUCCAAGUCUGGAGGCAUGUCCAACGAACUCAACAACAUCCUCUCCCUUGUCACCAACGGUACCUACGAGGGUAUUGCCAUCGGUGGUGAUCGCUACCCCGGAUCCACCUUCAUCGACCAUCUCCUCCGCUACGAGCAAGACCCUGAGUGCAAGAUGCUCGUCCUCCUCGGUGAGGUUGGUGGUGUUGAGGAAUACCGUGUCAUCGACGCCGUCAAGAAGGGCAUCAUCCGCAAGCCCAUCGUCGCCUGGGCCAUUGGUACCUGCGCGAAGAUGUUCGCCACUGAAGUCCAAUUCGGACACGCUGGUUCCAUGGCAAACAGCGAGCUCGAGACUGCUGACGCCAAGAACAAGGCCAUGAGGGCCGCUGGCUUCAUCGUUCCCGACACCUUCGAGGAGCUGCCCCACGUCCUCAAGGAGACUUAUGAGCACCUCGUCAAGAUCGGCACCAUCAAGCCCAAGCCUGAGAUCGAUCCCCCCGUCAUCCCCAUGGACUACAAGUGGGCCCAGGAACUCGGUCUCAUCCGUAAACCCGCUGCCUUCAUCUCCACCAUCUCCGACGAGCGUGGCCAGGAGCUCCUCUACGCUGGUAUGCGUAUCUCUGAAGUGUUCAAGGAGGACAUCGGUAUUGGAGGUGUCGUCAGUUUGCUCUGGUUCAAGCGCCGCCUGCCACCUUGGGCGACCAAGUUCAUCGAGAUGGUGCUCAUGCUUACUGCUGACCACGGUCCCGCUGUCUCUGGUGCCAUGAACACCAUCGUCGCUUCGCGUGCCGGAAAGGACUUGAUCUCUUCGCUCGCCUCUGGUCUCUUGACCAUCGGUAGCCGAUUCGGAGGUGCCCUCGACGAGGCUGCGUCCAUGUUCUCUAACGCCCGCGACACUGGUCUCACCCCUCGCGAGUUCGUUGACAAUGCCAGGAAGGCCAACAAGCUCAUCAGCGGUAUCGGCCACAAGAUCAAGAGCGUCAACAACCCUGAUCUCCGUGUCGAGUUGGUCAAGGAGUACGUCAAGAAGAACUUCCCAAGCCACAGUCUUCUCGACUACGCCCUCGGUGUUGAGAAGGUCACCACUGCCAAGAAGGAUACUCUCAUCCUGAACGUCGAUGGUUGCAUUGCCGUCUGCUUCGUCGAUCUCCUCCGCGACUCUGGCGCGUUCACCCCUGAGGAAGCUGAUGAGUACAUCAAGAUCGGUACUUUGAACGGUCUGUUCGUGCUCGGACGCAGCAUCGGUUUCAUUGGACACCACCUGGACCAGAAGCGCCUCCGUGCACCUCUGUACCGCCACCCUGCUGACGAUAUCUUCAUCAACAUGGCGGAUGUGUCGCAGCCGCGUGUGUUGGGCCGCAUGCAGUAA
This is a messenger RNA of Psilocybe cubensis, 3483 nucleotides long. RefSeq lists its product as uncharacterized. The record is from RefSeq and is a predicted model, not a curated record. Gene Ontology annotation, biological process: citrate metabolic process; acetyl-CoA biosynthetic process; fatty acid biosynthetic process. The coding region runs from base 1 to 3483 and encodes 1160 amino acids. Gene Ontology annotation, cellular component: cytosol. Gene Ontology annotation, molecular function: ATP citrate synthase activity. The transcript is spliced from 7 exons. Lineage: Eukaryota; Fungi; Basidiomycota; Agaricomycetes; Agaricales; Agrocybaceae.